GACAAUGGUGACCUGAUGGGAUUGCCUGUAUUUCACAGAUUUCCCCUUUUGACUUCGGGUGAUAGAGGGGGGAGAGAUCCUGGUUCUAGGCCAGUGGGUAGUCUAUCCACUUUGCUGCAGUGAUGAAUAUUGUUGAUUCUAAACCUCCCACUGGGAACCAAGCAAGUAUAGUAAAUGCAGGUUCAAGCAUCCAAACACCCUUGCUCUAGGGAUUGUCUUUUGUCUUUAAUAUGGAAAAUCUUGCAAAUUACAGAUGGAGAGAGGGAUUGUCUGAACAAGAGAUUCCCAGCCAAGGGUCCACUGAGCCCUCAGUUAAUGGUUCGAAGAAGGAGUCUGAGAGGGAGUGCCGAAAAAGAGAUUUUUGAAAUUUUCGUUAUUUUUUUUCUCCAACGGCUUUCUGAGAGGCGGGACUGCGCAGGCGUGUGACGUCGGGCAGUGCAGCGCGGCAGAUUUAAAAGGGCAGACAUCCUGCUUCGGAUUUGAUUCGAAGAAGGAGUCUGAGAGUCUGAGUGGGAGUGCCGAAAAAGAGAUUUUUGAAAUUUUCGUUAUUUUUUUUCUCCAACGGCUUUCUGAGAGGCGGGACUGCGCAGGCGUGUGACGUCGGGCAGUGCAGCGCGGCAGAUUUAAAAGGGCAGACAUCCUGCUUCGGAUUUGAUUCGAAGAAGGAGUCUGAGAGUCUGAGCGGGAGUGCCGAAAAAGAGAUUUUUGAAAUUUUCGUUAUUUUUUUUCUCCAACGGCUUUCUGAGAGGCGGGACUGCGCAGGCGUGUGACGUCGGGCAGUGCAGCGCGGCAGAUUUAAAAGGGCAGACAUCCUGCUUCGGAUUUGAUUCGAAGAAGGAGUCUGAGAGUCUGAGUGGGAGUGCCGAAAAAGAGAUUUUUGAAAUUUUCGUUAUUUUUUUUCUCCAACGGCUUUCUGAGAGGCGGGACUGCGCAGGCGUGUGACGUCGGGCAGUGCAGCGCGGCAGAUUUAAAAGGCACAGAACCUCAGAGAGCGGGCAGCGUAGUUUGCGGGCGGCGGAGUGAGCCGGGAGCAGAGUGAAGACUUAAGGGCUUCGGCUCACCGGGCUUAGGCGGAAGCGGGCGAGGCGAGGAAGGUUUGACAUUCAUUUUCUGUUGCUAUUUGAGGAGAGGGGCAUUAUGACUGUGAGGGCAGUUUGCUGUUCUCGGUGUCGGAUGUGGGAGGCCCUGGAGUCUCCAAGCCUCCCGGACGUCUACAUCUGCGCCAAGUGCAUCGAGUUGCAGCUCCUAAGGGACCGCGUUACGGAACUGGAGCUGCAGCUCGAUGACCUUCGUCUGGUUAGGGAGAGCGAGGAGGUGAUAGAGAGGAGUGGAAGGCAGGUGGUCACGCCGGGGCCACGGGAGGCAGACAAGUGGGUCACGGUUAGGAGGGGGAAGGGGAAAAGGAAGGUGAUGGGGAGUACCCCGGCGGCUGUGCCCCUUAACAACAGGUACUCCUGUUUGAGUACUGUUGGGGGGGACAGCUUACCCGGGGGAAGCGACAGUGGCCCUGCCUCCGGCACAGAGUCUGGCCCUGUAGCUCAGAAGGGUAGGGCAAGGAAGAGGAGGGCAGUUGUGAUAGGGGACUCGAUAGUAAGGGGGUCAAAUAGGCGAUUCUGUGGACGCAGUCCAGAGACUCGGAUGGUAGUUUGCCUCCCUGGUGCCAGGGUCUGGGAUAUUUCUGAUCGUGUCCAAGAUAUCCUGAAGUGGGAGGGUGAAGAGCCAGAGGUCCUGGUACAUAUAGGUACCAAUGACAUAGGCAGGAAAAGGGAUGAGGUCCUGAAAGAAGAAUAUAGGGAGCUAGGAAGGGAGUUGAGAAAAAGGACCGCAAAGGUAGUAAUCUCGGGAUUACUGCCUGUGCCACGCGACAGUGAGAGUAGGAAUGCGAUGAGGUGGAGGAUAAAUGCGUGGCUGAGGGAUUGGAGCAGGGGGCAGGGAUUCAAGUUUUUGGAUCAUUGGGACCUCUUUUGGCGCAGGUGUGACCUGUACAAAAAGGACGGGUUACACUUAAAUCCUAGGGGGACCAAUAUCCUGGCAGGGAGAUUAGCGGGGGCUACUGAGGUGACUUUAAACUAGAAUGGUUGGGGGGUGGGAAUCAAAU
Messenger RNA from Mobula hypostoma (lesser devil ray), 2098 nucleotides. RefSeq lists its product as uncharacterized. The record is from RefSeq and is a predicted model, not a curated record. Gene Ontology annotation, molecular function: phosphatidylcholine lysophospholipase A1 activity. The transcript has 2 exons. Bases 1138 to 2073 code for a protein of 311 amino acids. NCBI's taxonomy places the organism in Eukaryota, Metazoa, Chordata, Chondrichthyes, Myliobatiformes, Myliobatidae.